Messenger RNA from Brettanomyces nanus, 1818 nucleotides. RefSeq lists its product as uncharacterized. NCBI's taxonomy places the organism in Eukaryota, Fungi, Ascomycota, Pichiomycetes, Pichiales, Pichiaceae. Gene Ontology annotation, molecular function: nucleobase transmembrane transporter activity. Gene Ontology annotation, biological process: nucleobase transport; transmembrane transport. The record is from RefSeq and is a predicted model, not a curated record. Gene Ontology annotation, cellular component: plasma membrane. The transcript has a single exon. The coding region runs from base 1 to 1818 and encodes 605 amino acids.
AUGCCUGAAUUUGGCUCGUACGAGCCCAAGAAAGAAAAUCCCGUCAAAGUUUACCAGGCAGAUGAAGGCCUUGGUUCGGUUGGAACUAUAUCUUCAUCUGACCUAGCUGGUGAUGAUGAAAAGGCGAAACCAACUUCGUAUUACCGCAGAUUCUGCAAAUGGGUUGAAAUUGAAGGUACUCAGGGUCUUACAUCUUCUCAGCUAUUUCUCUACAACUACGAUUUGAAGCCUGUUGAAGGUCAUAGACGUACAUGGAGAUGGUGGAACUUCUGCUUCUUUUGGAUUGCUGAUAGUUUCAAUGUUAAUACUUGGCAGAUUGCGGCUACUGGUGUUAAGGCUGGUCUUUCCUGGUGGGUUACUUGGAUUACUAUUUGGUUGGGCUAUUUCUUUUGUGGUUGUUUUGUUACCUUGGCUGCCAGGGUUGGUACUUACUAUCAUGUAUCUUUUCCUGUUUCCUCCAGGUCUUCCUUUGGUAUAUGGGGUUCAAUGUGGCCCGUGAUCAACCGUGUGGUCAUGGCCUGUAUCUGGUUCGGCGUUCAAUCAACCAUUGGUGGACAAUGUGUUCAGUUGAUGCUUCGUUCUAUUUUUGGUAAUGACCUUGAUACUAAAAUCCCUAAUAAGAUUUCUGGCGAUGCCAUUACUUCUUUCGGUGUUCUCUCCUUCUUUCUUUUCUGGCUUUUCGAACUUCCAUUCAUCUAUAUGAAACCUCAUGUUGUCAGACAUUUGUUUACUGCCAAGGCUAUCAUCUGUCCAAUUGCUGGUAUCGCAUUCCUUGUCUGGACUUUGAUUAAAGCUGAUGGUGGUGGUCCAGUUAUUCGCCAGAAGGGUACUCUCCAUGGCUCUGCCUUUACCUGGGCUUUUAUCAACAGUAUGAUGAACUCUUUGGCGAAUUUCGCGACUUUGAUAGUUAAUGCUCCUGACUUUUCCCGUAUGGCUCGUACUAAAAGGGCUGCUGUGUGGUCUCAGUUCAUCACAUUGCCAGUUUCUUUUUCUCUUACUUGCUUGAUUGGUAUCUUGGUCUCUUCAGCUUCUGCUGUCAUGUAUGGUACCACUUAUUGGAAUCCUUUGGACGUUCUGUCUCGUUUCUUAGACAAUUAUGCCUCUGGUUCCAGAGCUGGUGUCUUUUUCAUCUCCUUUGGCUUUGCUGUUGCUCAAUUGGGUACAAACAUCUCUGCCAAUUCCCUUUCCGCAGGAACAGAUAUGACCGCUUUGAUGCCUAAGUUCGUCAACAUUCGUCGGGGUGGUUUCGUAUGCGCCAUCAUUGGUUUUGCCAUCUGUCCAUGGAAUUUGAUGACUUCUUCUUCCAUGUUCACCACUUACUUAUCCGCAUACUCUGUCUUCCUUUCUGCUAUCGCUGGUACCGUUUUUUGCGAUUACUUUAUUCUCAAAAAGGGCUAUAUCAGAUUGAAAGAGUUAUAUGUUGCCGAUAAUUCAAGUUCUUACUACUACAGUCAUGGUAUCAAUUGGAGAGCUUACGCCUCUUACGUUUGUGGUAUUUUGCCCAAUAUUGUCGGAUUCGUUGGUGCUACUAAAACUCAUAAAGUUCCUGAGGCAGCCACUAAAGUUUACUAUUUCAGUUUCUUUACUGGUUACGUCUCUUCUUCUGCUGUUUUACUUAUUCUUACCUUGAUCUUCCCCAUCAAAGGUUUGCCUUCGAGGAUCUUCGAGAAGAAGUGGUUUGAAGAAUGGCAGGAUGUAGAAGAUUUCGAUGGGUUCUUCGAAAAUCAGCGGACAUUGUCUCCUGUUCACAGUGCGCUGAAUGAGGAUCCAAUCGAGGAUGAUCUUUAUUCUGCUGUUAGUAUCUCGCGUCCUAACUGA